Diplodia corticola is the source of this 714-nucleotide messenger RNA. Its product is annotated as gdsl lipase acylhydrolase family protein. Bases 1 to 714 code for a protein of 237 amino acids. NCBI's taxonomy places the organism in Eukaryota, Fungi, Ascomycota, Dothideomycetes, Botryosphaeriales, Botryosphaeriaceae. The transcript has 7 exons. The record is from RefSeq and is a predicted model, not a curated record.
AUGGUUGCGUUGUAUGAGCAGAUACUGCUCUUCGGAGACUCCAUCACCCAGGCUUCAGGCGAAAGCGACGGCUUUGGCUUCGCUGCCCCCCUGCAGCAGGCCUAUGCCCGCAGACUCGAUGUGGUGAAUCGGGGGUUCAAUGGGUACAACACCGAGAAGGCAUUGAAGGUCCUCCCGCGCCUCAUGCCUGCCCCGGACCAUGCCAAAGUGCGCCUGAUGACCGUCUUCUUUGGGGCCAACGACGCCUGUGUCCCGGGAGGCAGCAGCAAGCAACAUGUUUGUUUGGAAGCGUACACGCAGAACCUCCGCGCCAUAUGCAUGCAUGAAUGCGUCAAGGCCCACAGCCCGGCUCUGAUCAUCGUCACGCCUCCACCUGUCAACGAGCGGAAGAUGGAGCCGGUCGACAUCCUGAAAGGCCACAACGGCCUUCAGCGCACCGCCGCAAACACCAAAAAGUACGCUGAUGCUGCGCGCAAGGUAGGCGAGGACUUGAAGAUCCCCGUGCUCGACCUACACACCAUUUUCAUGCAGAGGAGUCCGGAGGAAUUGGAGGACUUCAUGUACGACGGGCUGCAUUUGACGCCGCAAGCAUAUAAGAUUGUUGUGGACGAGCUGAUGAGCUUGAUUGCCUCGGCCUAUCCGGAUCAGCUCCCGGACAAGAUCCCCUUUGUGCUCCCUGCGUGGAAUGACGAGGAGGGGUGGAGUAGAUUCUGA